UUGGCCAAAUAUUUUUAAACAACAGAUCCCAUGAUUGCUUAAGUAUCAGGAUAGACAGUCCAUUAAAUAAAGUACAAGAUCAUUCAGUAGUUUUUAUUAAAUAGCUUUUCUUCCUCUUAUACAAGGUAGGGUAUGCCAAGGUAUCAAAAUAACAUGUGUGAGUGUAAUUAAAACUGUGGAAUAUCAACUGUACUAUGGAUGUGUUUGUAAAAAGUAUCAUUUAGAUGUCAUUUUAAAUAUUUACAUUUUAGCAAGUCUUCUAAAAAGGACUUUUAUGUCAUUUCAACGUGAAAAUCAUUUGUCAGGCUUCCUGGCAAAUAAUGUGUUUCAACUGUGAAGUUAUAAUGUACAUACUUGUAAAUUUAUACAUAUUAUAUAUAUGCUUAUUUCCUUCAUUUUAAAGGCACAUUGUACAGUCUGUAGUACUGUUAAAUGGUAGAAAUACUUCUUUUUAUAGGCGGUCAUAUCACAGAUGUUACAGGGUUUUUUGGUUUGUUUGGUUUGGUUUUUUAAAAUAUUUUGAAUAUUGCAUGAGUGAAUAAUUCCAUAUCUUUUUUAUUCACUUCUGCAUUUUAUUUUUGGUUGGGGCGGGGCAGGGGGACGCUUUUAGUUUUGUGGCAUUUGUAUUCAUCACUCUUUCAAUCAUGUAAGUUAAAAUAAAAAUUAUUUUUGAAUUACCAGUCUCAUGUACAGAGUCUGCUGUAUUUUUUCAUAUGCCUUUCUUGAGUUGGUAUUUAUACAACACACUAUAGCUCAUUCUUGACUUGAGUUUAUUCUUAUCUUGAAAUGUCUUUAUCUAUAGAUAGGGAUAAUAUUUACUUCUCAAAUUUGAUGUAAAGCUAAUUGGAGGGGAAAAAAGAGCUGUAUUUUGGAGUUGUGAUAUCUAUGAGCAGACUGUUAGCUCCUUGAGGGAAAAAAGAGUCCUCAUUGAUUUUUGAGUGUGCUACCAGCCAAAUUCUGCCAGCAUCAUCACACAGGAGCCCCAAAACUUUGAAAGUAUUUACUGAGUAACUCACUAAAAUACCAGUGGUUGCUUUUACUGAAUCAGCAGUAAAAAACCAAUUUCCCCUAUAAGGUUUGUUGCUAUACUGUUUAACAGAACUGCCUUAGUUAUUUCACAAAAUUGUAAAGCAAAAUUGUAAACCUAAAUUCAGCAGAAAACACCAGCAUUUCUUAUUAUAUCAGAAAAACUACUCAAAAAGGAAAAAAAAAAAUCUUUUUAUUCCAGACAUUAUGCUGGAGACAGUAGCUCUUACUAAAUAAAUAUUACCUUUUUUGAUUCUGAGAAAGUUGUAAGUACACUUUAUGCAGAGAACAAUAGUUAUUUGCUAAAAACCCAGCUCUCUAUCUUUUCAUUUAUUCAACAAGUAUUUACUGCAUACUUACCAUGAACAAGGUAAGUGGCAGGGACUGUUCUUGGCACUAGAGAUUCGGCAGUGAAGAAAAAACAAACAAAAGAGAGUUAAAAAAAAAAAAAUUCCAUGCCUUCAUGAAGCCCAUAUCCUGGCAAGAGGUUGCAUGGGUGUGUGGGCGGGGGGUGGGUGGAGGACAGUAAGGCAGAGAAGUGGAAGAAUGAUUGCCCAGGUUAGGAAGGGUGGUAAAGGCAGAGAUCACAGGUUUAAAGAGAAUGGUCGGGGAGGCCUCACUGGGUCCGGGGAGACCUCACUGGGUUGGGAAAGGCCUUUCUGGGUCAGAGAAAUUUACCUUUGAGGACUGACUGGAGGAACUAAUGGAAUAAACCAUAUGGCUAUCUGUGGGAAGAGCAUUCUAGGCAGAGGGAACAAUAAGUGCAAAGGCCCUGAGGAAGGUCCAUGCUUGGUGGUCUAGAUUUCCUAGUAACCAACCACAUUUUACAUAGUAAAAAGGAUAAAAACCCAUUGCUGUCGAGUUGAUUCUGACUCAUAGCAACCCUAUAGGACAGAGUAGAACUGCCCCCAUAGGCUGGUGGAUUCAAACUGCUGACCUUUAGGUUGGCAGCCGAGCUCUUAACCACUGUGCCACUUGGGCUCCAGUAAAAAGAAUAGGAGAAGUUAAUUUUAAUAAUAUAUUUUGUUUAACCAAAUAUAGCCAAAACAUCAUUUCAACAUGUAAUCAAUAUAAAAAUUAUUGAGAUAUUUUACAUUCUUUUUUCCAUACUAAGUCUUUGAAAUUCAGUGUGUGUUUUACAUUUAUAGCACAUCUCAAUUCACACUAGUUACAUUUCAAUAGCCACAUAUGGCAAGUGGUUACAGUAUUGGACAACACAGGUCUACAUUUCCCUAAUUAUCCCAGUAACAUCCUUUAUAAUAUAGGCACAAACGUGCACAUGCACGCACGCACAUACGUAUAUACACAAGAUCCAACCAAGAAUUACAUGUUGAAUUUAGAUGUCUUGUCAAUCUAGAACAGUAACCCCUCCCCCCCUUUUUCUUUAACUUCCAUGGCAUUAAUAUAUUUGAAGAGUACUGGCAGAUUUUUGUAGAAUGUCUGGCAUUUGGGAUGUAUUUUGGAAGUAGAGCCAAUGGAAUUUCCUGAUAGAUUGGAUGUGGGAUGUAAGAAAAAGACAGAAGUCCAGGAUGAAUCCACAAUUUUUAACCUGAGCAACCAGAGGGGUGGCGUGCCAUCUCCCAAGACAGAGAAAACUGAGAAGCAAUAGGUUUAGGAAAGGUCAGUAAUUCCGUAUUGGAUAUGUUCUAUUUGAGAAGCCUCUUAGACAUCCAAAUAAAGACAUCAGUUGGAGACUGAACAUGAAUCUGGAGUUCAGACCAUUGUGAUCCAUAGGGUUUUACUGUCUAAUUUUCAGAAGUAGUCAGGCCUUUCUUCCUAGUCAGUCUUAGUCUGGAAACUCCACUGAAAACUGUUCAGCAUCAUAGCAACACACAAGCCUCCACUGAUGGAUGGUGGCUGUGCAUGAGGUGCAUUGACCGGGAAUUGAACCUGGGUCUCCCACAUGGAAGGCAAGAAUCCUACCACUGAGCCACCAAUGCCAUUCUACAGUGUUGCUAGGGACGCAUUCCAGAGUUCUUGACUAUGAACUCAUGUUACUGCCAGUGGUAUAGCUGAAGCACCAUUGGCCUUUUUACACAAUGGCUAAGAGCCAUGGUUUUUGUAAGCGAUUUUGGAUUCAGAUUUAUCAAUAUUUUGUGAGACUAUAUCAGGGCUUCCAGAAAUUCUGGACAGUCAACGUUAAGGGGUUUUUUGUUACAAAGAAGGAAGAAGAACAUAUAUCUUCAGCUGAGAGUAUUUUUCACAAAGAAAAAAUUUUGGUACUAGGUCAUAUGUUGAGGAAUAAAUCUCUAGCCAUUGAGAAGAGAGCUCAAGCUGCCUAUAGAGUUGGAAUGUUGUCCUUCACAGGAGGACCAAAUGCUGGGCAAUUUGCAGCUGAGUACAUGAAAGAAGUAUAUGACUUGUUGAAAAAUCAUGAGAUGGUGCCAAAAGUAAAGAUCCUGCUGCUCCAAAGUGUAGCAUGCUGGUGUUACUUAAACCCUGUCAGCCAGAGAAGAGCCAAACAUCUAAAUUUUAUCCCUCUUCUCGUUAGGUUUAUUGAGAAAAGAUGUGAGUCUUCUAUCAAAAGUGAAAUAAACAGCCACCUCCUCAUUAAAUGUUGGACUUGCUAUGUUCUGUCUGUCAUGACCUGCAAUAACUUGUCUUGCAUGAAGGCACUUAGAGACUACAGCUCUGUCAAAUAUCAACUGGAAAUACUGGCUACUGAAGAUUGGUCUGGAUGGCCUGAGAAUUUUGCAGAGGUGCUGUAUUUCCUAGUUGGUUUUCACAGGAAUUAAUUUCUCUAAACUCAUUGACAUGAUGCAGUUGUCUGCACCAUUGUUCCAUCCUGGAAAAAAUGAAAUAAAUAAUAAAAAUUGAUGUAUUAUUCAUCAGUGUUUUCUUUUAGGUAGUUGAAGACCUCUUUAUAAAUUUGCAUACAAUUACUAUAAUGACCAAACUUCUGAAAAGCAUUGCUGUUUAAAACGAUCUCAUAAAAAUUGUUUGUAAGAUGCGAAUUCAUUGGAAGAUACAUUACCUAUAUAAUAUGUUAGGAGUGAUGGUGAAUUUGGGGGGUUAUUAGAUGACAUUAUAGAGCUCUGGUGGCAUAGUGGUUAAGAACUCAGGCUGCUAACCAAAAGGUCAGCCCUUCGAAUCCACCAGCCGUUCCCUGGAAACCCUAUGGGCCAGUUCUCCUCUGUCCUAUAGGGUCACUAUGAGUCAGAAUCAACUCUAUGGCAACAGGUUUGUUUUUUUUGGUUUUAGAUGACAUUAAGCCAAGAU
Trichechus manatus latirostris (Florida manatee) is the source of this 4245-nucleotide messenger RNA. It is a transcript of the gene ARMH2, whose product is annotated as armadillo like helical domain containing 2. Bases 3066 to 3761 code for a protein of 231 amino acids. NCBI's taxonomy places the organism in Eukaryota, Metazoa, Chordata, Mammalia, Sirenia, Trichechidae. The record is from RefSeq and is a predicted model, not a curated record. The transcript is spliced from 2 exons.